AUGUUUCAGUCAAAAUUCCAAGGUCCAUUAUUCACUGCGUACUUUAGCGUUGGCAGCAGCCCGCUGGAAAAUUGGGCCGUUCAUCAGUGCAAAGGAGGAGAAAUAAAACAAGUCCAUGACGACGAAAUUAAGUCCAACGUGCUUCAGAUCCAGUCCCAAAACGUGAACGCGUGUUGUAUAACCUGUCCGUUGAAUCCUAAAGAUUCUAUGGGUGUUCGGCUGCCGUUCGUGACGUUGAUAGUAAAAUAUCUAGGUCAAUUUUUUACAUUCGAGAUCACGAUUUUGGACAGCGAAAACAUUCGCCGACGAUUACGCAUGAGCAGUUACCAUGCAACUAAAAAGUUAAGCACGUUCAUGAUCACGAUGCCGGUUAUUAUGAACAUGGGUUGGAAUCUACUGCACAUGAACUUGGCUGAAUUCACAAUCACCAGUUUUAAGACGACCUAUAAAGAGACAGUUUGCAUCAAAGUGCACGCCAAUUGCCGGCUAAGGAGAAUAUAUUUCAGUGACCAACUGUAUAAAGAAAAUGAACUUCCGAAGGCAUACAGGACGUAUGGUACUAYGGAAAAGCGGGAAAACCCGAAGAGCAAGCAAAAGAAAAACGCGAGCRAGCGUUGA
Diuraphis noxia (Russian wheat aphid) is the source of this 618-nucleotide messenger RNA. RefSeq lists its product as uncharacterized. The record is from RefSeq and is a predicted model, not a curated record. NCBI's taxonomy places the organism in Eukaryota, Metazoa, Arthropoda, Insecta, Hemiptera, Aphididae.